GGGGAAAUAAGAAAGCCAAUUUUUCUCUUUCCGUCACGCGUUUACGGAAGCCCAACUGGUACACGGCCCAGUCACUUCCUCCCUCUUUCUUCUUUCUCAUACAAAAGAAGACCGCGUCCAUCAUCAACUACGUCGUUGACUAAUCUCGCUCUCAAGCCACCAGAAGAAGAAGGCCACCACCCUCUCCUUCUUCUUCUCAUCUCCAAAUCUUCGUUUCCGCAUUCAGUCUCUCUCCAUUUCUUCUCAUCAAUCCGAUCGACACUCCGGUAAACGAUGAACGACCUGUUUUCCGGCUCCUUCUCCAGGUUCCGCAGCGAGCCCGACAACAACGACGAGCACGUCAUCGAGAUGUCGUCGGCGGCGGCGUCCGGCACCGGCGCCGGAGUCAACCUCGACAAGUUCUUCGGCGACGUCGAGUCCGUCAAGGACGAGCUCAAGGAGCUGGAGCGCAUCCACCAGAACCUCCAGUCCGCUCACGAGCAGAGCAAGACUCUUCACAACGCCAACACCGUCAAGGACCUCCGAUCUCGCAUGGACGCUGACGUCACUCUCGCUCUCAAGAAGGCGAAGGUGAUCAAGGUCCGCCUGGAGGCGCUGGACCGGUCCAACGCCGCGAACAGGAGCCUGCCGGGCUGCGGGCCGGGGUCGUCGUCGGACCGGACCAGGAUCUCCGUCGUCAACGGGCUGAGGAAGAAGCUCAAGGACUCCAUGGACAGCUUCAACUCCCUCCGCCAGAAGAUCUCGCUCGAGUACAGAGAGACCGUCCAGCGCCGGUACUACACCGUCUCCGGUGAGAAUCCCGACGAGAAGACGCUCGACCUCCUCAUCUCCACAGGGCAGAGCGAAACGUUUCUGCAGAAGGCGAUCCAGGAGCAAGGGCGGGGGCAGGUGCUGGACACGAUCAACGAGAUCCAGGAGCGGCACGACGCCGUGAAGGACAUGGAGAAGAAUCUGCACGAGCUGCACCAGGUGUUCCUGGACAUGGCGGUGCUGGUCCAAGCCCAGGGGGAGCAGCUCGACGACAUCGAGAGCCACGUGCAGCGAGCCAGCUCCUUCGUCAGGGGUGGGACGCAGCAGCUGGGGAAGGCCAGGGUGUACCAGAAGAACACCCGAAAAUGGACUUGCUUUCUGAUCAUACUAUUGCUUGUGAUUGCUUUGAUUAUCAUUUUGAGUUUGAAGCCGUGGAAUUGGGGCGGCGGAGGAGGAGGCAAUAACCCCACGCCAGCACCACCAUCGCCGGCAUAGACGAGUGUUGUUCAUACUAUUAUUGAUUCUGCUUACAUGGUACUAGUAGUAAUGUGAGUUAUUUUACGUACUAUAUUUUUUGAACUGGGAUUCUUGAAUUUUGUAUGUAAUUAGAUUGCAACCCUGUUCGGGUUGCUUUGCCUUUUUGCAAUCUUUCACCAUGCACCUUCUUUUUCA
Molecule: messenger RNA, 1422 nt
Organism: Rosa chinensis
Lineage: Eukaryota; Viridiplantae; Streptophyta; Magnoliopsida; Rosales; Rosaceae
Product: syntaxin-121
Exons: 2
Coding region: 274-1245 (323 amino acids)
Biological process (GO): vesicle fusion; intracellular protein transport; exocytosis
Cellular component (GO): plasma membrane; SNARE complex; endomembrane system
Molecular function (GO): SNARE binding; SNAP receptor activity
Source: RefSeq, a predicted model, not a curated record